Messenger RNA from Grus americana (Whooping crane), 3367 nucleotides. RefSeq names its product tyrosine 3-monooxygenase-like. Gene Ontology annotation, biological process: dopamine biosynthetic process from tyrosine. The coding region runs from base 33 to 1190 and encodes 385 amino acids. Gene Ontology annotation, cellular component: cytoplasm; perikaryon; axon. The record is from RefSeq and is a predicted model, not a curated record. NCBI's taxonomy places the organism in Eukaryota, Metazoa, Chordata, Aves, Gruiformes, Gruidae. Gene Ontology annotation, molecular function: iron ion binding; tyrosine 3-monooxygenase activity. The transcript is spliced from 12 exons.
UGGAUUUUCAGUCUUUGGGGAAUCUUCAUCAUAUGAAUAUCUGGCUCUUGCAGAUGUUUGAAACUCAGAUCCAUCACUUUGAAACCAGACGAGCCAAAAACCCGAAGAACUCUGCCGAUGAUCUUGACAUUUUUGUUGAAUGUGAAGUUCACAGUGCUGAUGUUAGUAUCCUUAUCACCUCCUUAAAGAGAGUAGCAGAGGAUGUGAAAACGAGCAGAGAAGACAAAGUGCCCUGGUUCCCCAGAAAUAUGCAAGAUCUGGACAAGUGUCACCAUCUGAUCACUAAGUAUGAUCCAAAUUUGGACAAUGGUCACCCUGGAUACGCUGACCCGGAUUAUAAGAAACGGAGGGCAUUCUUUGCUGGCCUUGCCUUUAAUUACAGAGCAGGAGACCCUUUGCCUCGCAUCGAGUACACGGCGCAGGAGACGGCAACUUGGAGAGAAGUCUACAGGAAGCUGAGCAGCCUGUACCCUACUCAUGCCUGUACACAGUACCUGGAUGCUUUCCAGCAGCUGGAGAAAUACUGUGGCUACCAUGAGGAUAACAUACCUCAACUUCAGGAUGUCUCCAGAUUUUUAAAAGAAAGAACAGGUUUCCAGCUGAGACCAGCUGCAGGACUGCUGUCUGCUCGUGACUUCCUUGCCAGCCUGGCAUUUCGUGUCUUCCAGAGCACACAGUAUAUAAGGCAUUUCUCUUCUCCUAUGCAUUCCCCAGAACCAGACUGCUGCCAUGAGUUGUUGGGUCAUGUUCCCAUGCUAGCUGACAAGGAGUUUGCCCAGUUCUCACAGGAUAUUGGACUGGCUUCUCUUGGAUCAUCUGAAGCGGAGAUUGAGAAACUGGCCACACUUUAUUGGUUCACUGUGGAGUUUGGUCUCUGCAAGCAAAACGGAUCGAUCAAAGCUUAUGGGGCAGGACUGCUUUCAUCUUAUGGGGAGCUUAUGCACGCUUUAUCAAACAAGCCAGAGUACAAGCCUUUUGAUCCAGAAGUGACUGCAGUUCACCCCUAUCAGGAUCAAGCCUUCCAGCCUGUCUAUUUCAUAGCAGAAAAUUUGGAAGAUGCCAAGACCAAGCUUCAAAACUAUGCGAUGAAGAUCAAGAAGCCUUUUUCUCUGCGCUACGACCCGUUCACCAGCACCAUAGAGAUCCAUGAAGGAAGAAGCAAACAAAACAAAAAAGCAAACUUCCAUUGAAAUGAUAGUGUAUUCCUGAAGAAACCUAAACCAUGAAAUUGUUCCAUGUACAACUAUACACAUGAAGAUCACCUUACACCCAUCACUGAAAUGCCAUAACUUACCCAGUAAAUCAUGACCACCAAUCAACCAUGCACAGAAGUGUUACAUGACUGCUUGAAGCAGGAAAUCAAGCUACCAGGAAAAAUCCUCCGGUAGCUUUGCCUUAUGCACAUACUGCAAAACCAGAAGGUUCUCUGGAGUCUGCUUCCGUAGAUAUCCUACAGCAUGGAGAAAUUCCAGCUGGCAAAGAAACAGAGGGGUAUAUACAUACAUCCCUAGUAAUCUCACCCACCACUAAUCAGGAGUUUGUAAGUGGACUUUGAGAUUUAGUUAGAGGAUGUUAUUUCACAACGUUCUUCAGCUGGCACACGAUCAGAGGUUGGCAGAAAGGGUUACUGGCUGUAUCGUAUUAAAUAUACAUUAACUUUGGGUAAUGCCGGUGGCUGAAGCCCAAAGUGAAAGCAAUCUCUGGCACUCUCUCCCACCACAAGAAUUCCUCAGGGGAAAGACAGACAGACUAGAAAAGGAGUCUGGCUGACAACUGGCAGAGCAAAGGGACAAGGAAUGGAAAGGACUGGUAGAUAUGCCUAAAACACGUUUGUUUUCCCUAUGCUGUUUCAUAACUUUUGAGAAACAUUUCUGUUUGAAAGGGAGCGUUUUAGCAUAAAGGAGGAAGGUUCAUACCUGUAAGAGUCUAGAGGAGUUGAGGUCAGUUGAGACUUUUUAACUGUGCCUGAGGAGUGUUUACCGUAUCUAAGGCAUUUACUUUCAGCAUAGGGUAGAAAGUAGAAAAGGGGUCUUUGAGAAAGAGUUUUUUACAUGGUGUGUGGGAAAGCUGAAGCUGAGCAUGCCUUGCUGCCCUGCAAGACACAAGAGUCCUAAAUUUUGAGUGAAGGCUACCUUAUGAGGGGAAAGCUAGCACCUGGCCAGGCACUGCCCCUCCAGCAGAAGACUGUAAAAUUAUUAUUGCUACAGCAGUAUGCUAGGAGCUUUUACCCUGCUUAACUAUUUUGUCAAGAAUUUUCUUUUCUCCCUUUAUUUAAAAUGCUAUUUAUUGAUCCCUUUGACCUGUGUUUGCAAAUGGGGAAAAUUAGUGCACCGAACAUGAGAAAGUUCAAUAUUAUUUUCCCAGGGUUUUGGGUGGAACUUGAGCAACAAGUGGACCCUCUUAAACGUGGCCUUUGCCAAAGGGAAUUAAGAUCUGGUGAAAUGGUUAUGUUCGGGUAAAAGAGGUGACAGCUACUACUUGAUGUAUCCAAACCAAACCUCUAUGCCCAUCCACAACCAGUAGUGUUAGUCUUAGUCUUCAAGGUACGCCUUUCACAAAAUUACCCGUGAUAGAUUUAAACAUAAACUACUAAAUAUAAAACAUAGCACAUAACACUUGUCAGGUACAGUAGAAAAAUCCUCCAGUUUGGAAGUUCAGUGUCUGAAAUGGCUGCUUAGUAACAAUUUUGGAUACCAUUUAAAAUUAUGUGGCCUAUUUCUGCUGUCGCUGAAGUUGUGGAGUUUGAGCAUGGUGUACGCUAAAGCAGGAUACGUUGUUGACCUUAGUGAAGCCGGUUUGAUUGAUCCCACUUACAGACUCUGAAUCAACAGCAAAAUUUCUGUUGAGCAGGCUGAUAGCUGAGAUGUGGCAGUAAAAAUAAAGGAUCCAUUUACAGUCAUAUCACUGUGCAGCAUUUAGUACUUUUAUAUUUACUGAGAAAAAAAUCCCAACUAUCAGUAUUGUAGAAAUAUUCCUUGAAGUGGUAGACUGGCACACUUUAAAUACUCUGACGUAAAUAGACAAUUAAAAUGAACUCGUAGAAGGAAAACAUCUAUUAAUUUGUUAAUUAACAAUUGUUGUCUUUCAAGAACAUCUCACAAGAUGACACAGAUGAUCAUCAUUAUGUUUUGUACAAGACUGCUAGAAACAUUCUCAAUAGAACCCGUAAAAAGAGAAAAAAGGUCUGUUUUUAAGUAUUUCCUGAAUGAAUCCCAAAACUGAUGGGUUAGAAAUGGAAUGUGUGUUGGAUGAUGAUAUGAAUUUUGUACAGUGUUUAAGUCUUGUACUUCAGACAUUUCAAUUUGGUUCUGACUCUUGUAUUAGUUCAUAUUUCUUGGUUUAAAUCUGAGUAAACAAAAUGAUUUCA